Messenger RNA from Coregonus sp. 'balchen', 16709 nucleotides. Lineage: Eukaryota; Metazoa; Chordata; Actinopteri; Salmoniformes; Salmonidae. The record is from the annotation of a GenBank genome assembly.
GGGGGUGGAGACAGUUCCCUGGACAGGCUUCUUCCAUCCGUCAGCUCUGGGCUGGCACCACGGAAACGGACCACCAGCCAAUGCAAGUCAGAACCGCCCCUGCUGCGGACCUCUAAACGGACCAUCUACACAGCCGGCCGCCCACCUUGGUACAACGAGCAUGGAACCCAGUCCAAAGAUGCCUUUGUUAUCGGUAGGAACCCUCAGGAGUUAGUAAAAUAAUGCUUUGUUGUCUGUUUUUAUGUACGAAAAUGAAGUGUCUUCUGCUUCCCAACCCCUCUAAGACACACAUGACAUGGUGAACGUCACAGGGUUAAGACCAGCAGCAGGGUAAAGUACUUAAGUAAAAAGUAGUUUUUUGGGGUAUCUGUACUUUACUUUAUUAUUUAUAUUUUUGACUACUUUUACUUUUACUUCACUACAUUCCUAAUGAAAAUAAUGUACUUCUUACUCCAUACAUUUCCCCUGACACCGAAAAGUACUCGUUACAUUUUGAAUGCUUAGCAGGACAGGAAAAUGUUCCAAUUUACACACUUACAGUGGGGAAAAAAAGUAUUUAGUCAGCCACCAAUUGUGCAAGUUCUCCCACUUAAAAAGAUGAGAGAGGCCUGUAAUUUUCAUCAUCGGUACACGUCAACUAUGACAGACAAAUUGAGAAUUUGUUUUCCAGAAAAUCACAUUGUAGGAUUUUUAAUGAAUUUAUUUGCAAAUUAUGGUGGAAAAUAAGUAUUUGGUCAAUAACAAAAGUUUCUCAAUACCCUUGCUGAUGGAAGGAGGUUUUCACUCAAAAUCUCACGAUACAUGGCCCCAUUCAUUCUUUCCUUUACACGGAUCAGUCGUCCUGGUCCCUUUGCAGAAAAACAGCCCCAAAGCAUGAUGUUUCUACCCCCAUGCUUCACAGUAGGUAUGGUGUUCUUUGGAUGCAACUCAGCAUUCUUUGUCCUCCAAACACGACGAGUUGAGUUUUUACCAUAAAGUUCUAUUUUGGUUUCAUCUGACCAUAUGACAUUCUCCCAAUCCUCUUCUGGAUCAUCCAAAUGCACUCUAGCAAACUUCAGACGGGCCUGGACAUGUACUGGCUUAAGCAGGGGGACACGUCUGGCACUGCAGGAUUUGAGUCCCUGGCGGCGUAGUGUGUUACUGAUGGUAGGCUUUGUUACUUUGGUCCCAGCUCUCUGCAGGUCAUUCACUAGGUCCCCCCGUGUGGUUCUGGGAUUUUUUCUCACCGUUCUUGUGAUCAUUUUGACCCCACGGGGUGAGAUCUUGCGUGGAGCCCCAGAUCGAGGGAGAUUAUCAGUGGUCUUGUAUGUCUUCCAUUUCCUAAUAAUUGCUCCCACAGUUGAUUUCUUCAAACCAAGCUGCUUACCUAUUGCAGAUUCAGUCUUCCCAGCCUGGUGCAGGUCUACAAUUUUUUUCUGGUGUCCUUUGACAGCUCUUUGGUCUUGGCCAUAGUGGAGUUUGGAGUGUGACUGUUUGAGGUUGUGGACAGGUGUCUUUUAUACUGAUAACAAGUUCAAACAGGUGCCAUUAAUACAGGUAACGAGUGGAGGACAGAGGAGCCUCUUAAAGAAGAAGUUACAGGUCUGUGAGAGCCAGAAAUCUUGCUUGUUUGUAGGUGACCAAAUACUUAUUUUCCACCAUAAUUUGCAAAUAAAUUCAUAAAAAAUCCUACAAUGUGAUUUUCUUGAUUUUUUUUCUUCUCAAUUUGUCUUUCAUAGUUGACGUGUAGCUAUGAUGAAAAUUACAGGCCUCUCUCAUCUUUUUAAGUGGGAGAACUUGCACAAUUGGUGGCUGACUAAAUACUUUUUUCCCCCACUGUAUCAAGAGAACAUCCCUGGUCUACUGCCUCUGACCUGGCGGACUCACUAAACACAAAUGCUUCGUUUGUAAAUUAUGUCUGAGUGUUGGAGUAUUCCCUUGGCUAUUCGUAAAUUUAAAAAACGCAAAUUGUGCCUUCUGGUUUGCUAAAUUUAAGGAAUUUGAAAUUAUGUACACUUUUACUUUUGAUACUUAAGUAUAUUUAAAACCAAAUACUUUUAGACUUUUAUUCAAGUAGUAUUUUACUGGGUGACUUUCACUUGAAUCAUUUUCUAUUAAGGUAUAUUUACUUUUACUAAAGUAAGAUAAUUGGAUACUUUUUCCACCACUGUUUGACACACCUUUUCUUACUUCCACAAAGCAUUCCAGGAUGUAUGCAACAAGCAUGGCCAUUUCAAACAAUACAGAAUUAAGGACAGAGACAACCCUUGGUUCUCAGAUGAACUAGCUGAAAUCAAAUGGAAACGGAAUGCUGUGUGGGCUAAAGCAAGAAGGUCUGAUUCAGCUGAUGAUUUGAUGGCUUUUAAAUGCCUUCGGAAUCAGGAUGUUGCUAUGACCCGAAAGCUGAAAGCAGACCACUACCUCAAAUCUACUGCUGAUAAUCUGAAUAAUCUUUCUACAUUUUGGCAAGUAGUGAAAAGUUUAGAGUGCAAAAAUUAUGAACAGCUCCCUAGACAACUGGUUGGCUCAAAGGUGGUAACUGAGAGAACCUCUAUUCUGAACUCUUUUAAUCAACAUUUUCUUGAUGCAGGUGGAUUAUUUGAUAGGGUUAAAGGUCAACAUGAGCCCCCUGGGAAAUUAACAGACACUCCCGAGCACUCCUUCUCCUGGUUAUCCUUCUUGCCCUUUUCUGUCUCAGAGGUCCGUAGAGCCCUGAAAGCAAUUGAUGUGAAAAGAUCCCCUGGCCCUGAUGAUCUAUACCCCCGCCUACUACAAUUAGCUGCAGACAUCAUUGAUCCCCCUUUAACCUCACCCUAGAAUGUAAUGGAAUCCCCAGGUUGUGGAAAUCAGCAUUUGGCCUACCUCUUUUAAAGGAGGUGAUCCCACUCUACAGAAUAACUAUCGGCCCAUAUCUAAGUUGUCUAUUCUGUCAAAGGUAUUAGAGUCCCUAGUCAAUAAGCAGUUUAAGGCCUACCUCCAGGAAACAAUAUUUUGAGUGGUAUGAGUGGCCACAGCACUGUCACAGCAACUUUGAAGAUUUGGAAUGAUGUUUACUGUACCCUGGAUAGGAAGCUGCAUUGUGUAUCUGUAUUCAUAGACUUGUCAAAGGCGUUUGACACUGUGGACCAUACUGUCCACAGGCUCUGAGUGGUUUGUGAACUACCUGUCAAAUGUAUUUUUAUCCAGUGUGUUAAGGAAGAUCGUUGUAAGUCGGAUACCAUAGAGUUGUGCUCGGGAGUGCCUCAAGGAUAAAUUUUAGGUCCCUUGUUGUUUAUUAUCUAUAUUCAUAACAUUGGUCCUCUGUAGCUCAAUUGGUAGAGCAUGGCGCUUGUAACGCCAGGGUAGUGGGUUCGAUCUCCGGGACCACCCAUACGUAAAAAUGUAUGCUAAAUGGCAUAUUAUAUUAUUAUUAUUUUAUAUUGAGACAGCUGAUGUACAUUUUUAUGCGGAUGACACUGUUCUUUAUUCAAGUGUCAGCAGUUUGACUUUGGCUUUCGAAAAAGUUCAAACAGCUUUUAACAUCAUUCAACAGAAUCUGUACGAUUUGAAGCUUGUUCUGAUUUCCUCUAUAACAAAAUGCAUGGUAUUUUCCAAUAUUAAACACUCUGAAAACCAUGUAAUUACUACCUUGGAAGGACAUUCUAUAGAGCAAGUCAAAAUGUACAAAUAUCUGGGAGUUUGGGUGGAUGAGAAGUUGAGCUUCACCAACCAUGUAGAGAACCUUGUCAGGAAACUCAAGCUCUGUAUUGGGUUUUAUUACCGGUACAAAGCUUGUUUUUCAGUUGGCGCCAGAAAGGAGUAGAUUUGUUUGUACUUUUCUAUCCGUAUUCGACUAUGGUGUUUCUAUGUAUUACACUGAAGGCUCUUGAAUCUGUGGACCACGCAGCCCUUUGUUUUUGUCACCAAUCAGAGACGUCUAACUCACCAUUGUGAUCCAUACAGUGCUGUCGGGUGGACAUCACUAGCAACACGUAGGCUCCAACACUGGUAUAUUCUUAUUUAUCUUUUUUAGGAAAAUUGCAAUUUUAUCUAUCCUCUCUUCUAGCUCGAAUUGAAAGCACAUACAAGCUCAGAUCUCAAUCUUGUUUUAUGCUAAGAGUCCCAAAGAAUUAGAACCGAGCAUGGAGAAAGGUCCUUUCAUUACUCAGCCCCUUGGUCUUGGAAUUCCCUCGAAGCUAACCUAAAACUCCAAGACCUGGUGUCCCUAGAGGAGUUCAAAAGACAAAUAGAUGAACAGGUUGUUGAGACGUAGUUGUUUCUAGUUGUCACUAGUUUGCGUUGCCUUAUAUAAGGAAGCAUGUUGUUUUACGUCACACACACCACACUCAUGCCUGCACACACACACACACAGCCACUGUUUGUUUGCUGUUGUAUUUGUGCUGUUUGCAGUGUCUUCUGUCUGAGCUGUCCAUUUUGUCACACAUUGUUUAUAGUUUUUUUUAUCCCAGACCCCGUCCCCACAGGAGGCCUUUUGCCUCUUGCCAGGCCAUCAUUGUAAAUAAGAAUGUGUUCUUAACUGACUAGCCUGGUUAAAUAAGGGUUAAAUAAUUAUCAGUCAGGAGAGGCCUUGAGUUAUUGAGAGUACACAUUCCUACAGUCCACUGCAGUUCACUAAAUAAUUACACUCUUCUCAUACACAACGAGCUUGAACCUAACACCACUACUUUCAAUCUCUAAGGAUAUAACAACAAUCUAUUCAUACUAAAAUAAUAUAAUGAUUUAAAACAGGGACACAAUGGGAACUGGUGAGAUGAGCGAGGCAGACAAUGACCACUUAAAAGUCCUUGGUUCUGAUAGAUUUUAAAUGACUGUUUUAUAAGUGGUCAUUGUCUACCUCGCACAUCUCACCAGUUCCCAUUGUGUCCCUGUGUGUCCUGCAGGUCUGUGUGGGGGCAGUGCCUCAGGGAAGACCACUGUAGCCAGGAAGAUCAUAGAGGCUCUGGAUGUCCCCUGGGUGGUCCUGCUCUGCAUGGACUCCUUCUACAAGGUGUGUGUGUGUGUGUGUGCGCACAUGCAUGCUAGUGAACUCGCUUGCACAUAUAUAUUUGUGCACGCGUGUAGCCGUGUGUGCAUGUAUGCUUAGUAUGUACAAUCAUUUUAGAGGCCGCCCUAUCCAGUUUUAGAACCUCUUUCAGUUCAAAUGACUGUCACAUACUAGAGAUUCAUCUCUUGCUCAAUAACAGCACAACAACACUCAUGCACAGUACAGCUUUCCUCUCACUCCCCCCAGAAUCUGAACGAGAUCUGGAGAUGUGUCUACUGUGUUUUAAUACCACUUAAUCCCAUUAUCUGUCUCUCUCUCUCUCUCUAGUCCCUCUCUCUAUCUUUCUACCCUGAGUGACCAGGCUUUUAAAGAGAGAAAAGUGAUAGAGAGAUGGAAGGAUCCCUGAGGGGAUAAGAGGGCAGAUGUCAAAUGAGAGGGGGGGGGGGGGGGGGGGGGACAUAAAAAAAGUUAAAUGUGGGCGAGCGAGUGUAAGGACAAGAGGAGUGAGAUAUUGGCCAAACAACCACCAUUAAAAUAGUCAUCAGCCUCCCCUUCUUGUGUUACGUAAUAGAGUGACAGCCUGACUUUACUGCAGCUCUACCAGCUUUACUGUAGGUCACUGCCUUUACCAGUCCCCUUUGGAUCUUAACUAAUGCCAUUUUAAGAUACCAAAUACCAGCUGUGAGUUAACAACCAAACACCAUUAUCAUUUAUAACAUCAGCAGCAGUGGUAGUUGCCAUUAAAUCACAGAUCUAGGUUCAGUUUACCCUUCCCCAAAUCUUAACCUUAACCAUUAGGGAGAUUUGAAAAAUGACUGACCAGGUAACAGUGAUUUGGGAAAACUUAGUCUCAUUUGGGAAAACUCCUGCUCAGUCCCAUAUCCAUGGAUAUCCACUCUGAGAUAUCACACCUCUCAUUAUGGCUUUCCAGGCCCCAUCUUGACUCUAGAGUAGCACUGACCUGGUUGUAUUUCUAUGACACUGUUAAUUAUAAAGUGCUUAUGAUUGGACCACGAGAGGAGGGGGUGGGAGAGGGCCAAAUACCAGGGCCGGAGUUUUAAAGGGCUGCCUACGGUCCAGUGCACACACACACACCUCCUGGCACAGUCCUCACAGGAGGGUCACAACAUUCCUCACAGGAGGGUCACAACAUUCCUCACAGGAUGGUCACAACAUUCCUCACAGGAGGGUCACAACAUUCCUCACAGGAUGGUCACAACAUUCCCGUCCCAGCUAAAUUUUGUCAAGCUAAUUUGAGAGGCACUCCACUAGGGGGUGUGUGUGUGCACAUGCACGUUCAGGUGCACAUGACUAUGUCUAAGUCCUGUGUAAGUCCUGGUCAAGAGAGUAUCAUGUUCAUGCUAAAUCCACAGAUAUUUCAGGGAUGACGUUCUGCUUGCAAUUUGGCUCUGAUUUACUGUUAUUUUAAUGUUCGUCCAAUGUUGUGUCUAGGUUCUGACACCUGAGCAGCAGGUCACGGCAGCCAGUAAUGACUACAACUUUGACCACCCGGAUGCCUUUGACUUUGGCCUGCUGGCACACACACUGCGGAAACUCAAACUGGGCAAGAGUGUCAAGAUCCCUGUGUAUGACUUUACCACACACGGACGCCAGAAGGAGUGGGUAAGACACACUCGGAUGAACACACACGCACACACACAAUCAAACAGAAAUGCCCCCCCCACACACACACACACACACGUGUAGAAACACAGUGUAAAACACACACAGCUCCUCUCAGUGUGUACCAUAAAAGAGUUGGAGUUGACGUAGGGUUAUUGCAAUAUAAUCUUGGUCGCUAGAUUACUCAACAGUCUUUUAAUCUCCAUAUCCGGAGUUACUCUAUGACAUGCAGUUGCAGAUCCAUCCCAGAUGCACAGUGGCAGCCAUUCACGUUUGACUUAACAUGUUUUACGGUUAUCCCCUAACAAUGAGAAGUUUAACCCUGUUAACCAUUAGCAUGGGGGAAGAUAGAAAACUGAGUCUCAGUCACGUUUUACGGAUAGACAUUACCAGACACGUACGGCACAGGGACCGAUUGUGACAUUAGAGAAAUGUGGAAUUGUUACCAAAAACAACACAGACGUUUUGGUGGCGACCAUGCACUUCUGGUAGUGUCAAAAUCGUACUUAACCCACAGCGUUUGUAUUCAGCCAGGUGACUUACAGUAUGUGUGUUUCAUCCCUUUCAGAAAACAGUGUAUGGAGCCAGUGUUAUCAUCUUGGAGGGAAUCAUGGCCUUUGCAGAUAAAGAGCUGUUACAGGUAAGACUGGAAGACACGUUGAUGGCAUUACGAGCAGGUUGUGUGUGCACGUGUCUGUGUGUUUCUCAUGGUGUGUGUGUUUCUCAUGGUGUGUGUGUUUCUUACUCAUGGUGUGUGUGUUCUCACAUGGUGUGUGUUCUCUCAUAGUGUGUGUGUGUGUGUGUGUGUUUUUUCAUGGUGUGUGUGUUCCCUCAUGGUGUUUGUGUUCUCUCAUAGUGUGUGUGUUUCUCAUGGUGUGUGUGUUCUCUCAUGGUGUGUGUGUUCUCUCAUGGUGUGUGUGUUCUCUCAUGGUGUGUGUGUUCUCUCAUGGUGUGUGUGAUCUCUCAUGGUGUGUGUGUUCUCUCAUGGUGUGUGUGUGUGUGCGUGCGUGCGUGCAUGCGUGUGUGUGUGUUUCUCAUGGUGUGUGUGUUCUCUCAUGGUGUGUGUGUGUGCGUGCGUGCGUGCGUGCAUGCGUGUGUGUGUGUGUUUCUCAUGGUGUGUGUUUCUCAUGGUGUGUGUGUGUGUGUGUGUGCGUGCGUGCAUGCGUGUGUGUGUGUGUGUGUUUCUCAUGGUGUGUGUUCUUUCCACCCCACAGCUGCUGGACAUGAAGAUAUUUGUGGACACGGACUCAGACAUCCGUCUGGUGCGUCGGCUGCAGAGGGACAUCACAGAGCGUGGCCGGGACAUCGAGGGCAUCAUCAAACAAUACAAUACGUUUGUGAAGCCCGCCUUUGAGCAGUACAUUGAGCCCACCAUGCGACUGGCUGACAUUGUGGUACCACGCGGUAAGAUUUGGAACCAGCACAAACACACUGAAAACUUAAUAAUGUAUGACCAUGUGCUCUCUCACACACACACACACACACACACACACACAUACAUUUGCUUAUACAUAUACUCUCACAGACUUAGACCUUUAGGGGUGAACUUCCACUUAAAUCAAAUGUUGACUUAGUCGUGCAUUGGCGUUAAGUGAAAAGUGAAAAGUUGACUUAGUCCCCUAAACCAUUAUAAUAUACACACAUAAUGUCAUCACUGUCUAAUGUCACUUCCUCUUCCUGUGUGUGUCAUAUCCUGGAAGGAGGAGGCAACAUGGUGGCCAUAGAGCUGAUCGUACAGCAUGUCCACAGCCAGCUAGAGGAGGUAAGAGUUCCUCCCUUCACUCUCCUUAUACUCCUCCAGCUUGACAGCUCUACAUCUAACCUAGCCUCCCGAGUGGCGCAGUGGUCUAAGGCACUGCAUCACAGUGCUAGCUGUGCUACUAGAGAUCCUGGUUCGAAUCCAGGCUCUGUUGUAGGCGGCUGCGACCGGGAGACCCAUGGGGCGGCGCACAAUUGGUCCAGGGUAGGGGAGGGAAUGGCCGGCAGGGAUGUUGGUAGAGCAUGGCGUUUGCAACGCCAGGGUUGUGGGUUUGAUUCCCACGGGGGGGGGCAGUAUAAAAAUAUAUAUAUAUAAUAAUGUAUGCACUCACUAACUGUAAGUCGCUCUGGAUAAGAGCAUCUGCAAAAUGACUAAAAUGUAAAUGUAACCAGAGCAGACAGGACCAGUUUACGAACUGAUACUAGCUCCACUGCCCCCUCUAGUGGAACAAGAAAGCAUUUUCUCUAAUAGCAUGAUUUCCUGAGAAAGAUUACACAAAAUGAAGUAUAAACAUGUCGAGCAUGACCAGAGGCUUAUUCAAUGUGGUGCAAUAUACUGUAUGAUUCUUUAUUCUACACAACAUACUCUAUUUCUAUCUGGUUGUUCUGUAACGUCCUGAAUAGGUCACUGAUGAGAGGUUAGAUGAGGUGAAUAGGUCAGGAUGGAUAGAGUGAAUUAAUGUUUUGCAAUGUGACUUGUGGCACAUGCACUAAUGGCUAGCAGGGUUGGUGUGUCACUUCUAUCACAAUUAAGGUGCCUGAAAUAAAAUUCCAGUUGAAGAAUUUGGAAAAUGUAAUCUUCCUUGGAAAUAAAUGGCAGUUUUCAGUUCAUCUUCUAAAGUUGACCAAAUUGAAAUGGAAUUGCUUCCAUCCCUCAUUACCAACGAAGGCAUGUGUUCUUAUUGUGGUGUUACCUAUUUGACAUGGUACUAUUGGCCUUGCUCCACCUCACUGCACCACUCUCUCCACUCUACUCCCCCUUCAUUCCUCCAUCACACACAGCGCGAGCUCAGCGUCAGGUAGAGUAGCACAACUGUUUACUGUACCGCCGAACCCCCCCCCCCCCCCCCCCCCCCCCCCCCCCACCACACAACCGAUUUAGUACCCUAAAUCACUAAUACAGGGUCAGAUAUCGUUAUCUGUUCCCAGAAGUGGCAAGUUAUACUUCGAAGCCACAAAAUCAACAUCCUCCCUGUCUCCAACUGCCUGUUGCUGUUACACAGUAUCAACACUAGGAGCCCACCUUGUCAAUGAGCACAUGGACAAGUGAUACAGUACAGUGAAUGAUGUAACAGGCUCUACGGGAAAAGAGUAUUCCAUUACAGAUAGCAUUAUCAAUAGUAAUUGGCAUGUGUGGAGUGACGCUUAAUUCGCUAUUAAGCAAACAGUACAAAAACAGCUAUGAGUGAGCAGAACUUUGAGAGACAAUCUGCCCUUUGACAUCAGACACGCCACACUUCAGUUCUGUGUUUGACAGUUGAGUGAAGAUGAAUGCCCUUCUAUCGGUUCUAUGUGCAGCAGGCAGUUGAUUGGAGGAUGUUGUUUUUUCCUCUACCUUAAAUACUUGAUGGCUCACACACACACCCACCCUCUGCAUUCUGUGUCUAAAAAUAAUCUACUGAGACAUCCUCACUGACCUCUCAGCCCCAGAGAGAGAGAGAAAGAGAGAGAGAGAGAGAGAGAGAGAGAGAGAGAGAGAGAGAGAGAGAGAGAGAGAGAGAGAGAGAGAGAGAACUUCUGAGAGUAAUGUUUACUGUUAAUAUUUAUUGUUUAUUUCACUUUUGUUUACUAUCUACUUCACUUGCUUUGGCAAUGUUAACAUACGUUUCCCAUGCCAAUAACAAUAAAGCCCUUCAAUUGAAAAUUGAAUUGAGAGAGAGAGAGAGAGAGAGAGAGAGAGAAGAGAGCUAUUGUCACAAAUCGCAUCUCAAACCGCAGCAAAAGUUUUCUAUAUCUACUACAAAAGGCUGAGUUUUUCCAUUGAAUAUGUCGGCCACAGCAGAUCAGAGUGGUAGAGAGAGAGAGAGAGAGAGAGAGAGAGAGAGGAAGUGCAUUUGGUAUCUCUUUAGACACAGGAUGUAUUGGGGCCGUUGAGCUGUGAGUCGUACCUCUGUAUUGUAGAGACACAGUGUAGGUGUGACAGCCACAACCAGCGUGAGAGCAGCCCACGUGUAGAGACACAGUGAAGGUGUAACAGCCACAACCAGCGUGACAGCAGCCCACGUGUACACAUAACACACAAUGGCACAACCACUGACUGAAUUACAGUGACUUUGUUACUGAAUAGACUAACCGGGUUGAACUAUUAUUUGUAAAUUGAUCAAAAAUAUUAUUUGGCAAUUUUAUAUGGCAAAAUGUGUCUUGGUCUGAGGAAUUGUGAGGAUUGCUCACAGCGUGUUGAGUUGUCACACACAGCACUGUAUCACAUGAUCAUCCCUUUAUCCAUCUCUUUAUUUACCGUAUGUUGUUUGUCUGUUUUUAUUUUCUUCCCUUUUUCUGUUGUUGUUGUCGUCGUUGUCAUUCUGUCUCUGUCACUGUGUGUCGUUGUGUUUCGUCCAAACCCUCUUCUCUCCAUAGAGGAAACUUCGCUGGGAUAUGUGAGCAGAUUUGCAUAUGAUUUAUCUGUGUUUGCAUUUUUUUUCCGUUAUCUAACAGGAGUUAAAUUUUUUAUGAAACGGUAUCACAGCUUGUUUUAUGUAGCUUGAGAGUGUGGGGUUUUAAUGUGAUAUCACUCAACUCAAAGCUUGCAUGACCUCAAUUCUAAUCUUUGGCAAGACCAGAACCCAUUGUGCUGUAUGUUUUUAAGUCAGAUUCUAGCCAAAAACCAGGCCAGGCCUGGGCUAAGCCCUCUGCAUAGUAACCUUCAUUUUUCUUUAAAUCAGCCUGUGUGGAUCUGAAUUGAGAAGUUGGGCUUUCUUUGCGUUGAUGUGUGUGUGUGUGUGUGUGUUUGUGUGAAUCACAUGGGAUUAUAACAACACAAAGAGAAAAAUUAAGAGAAAAUCAGGGUGCUUAGGCCACCAUUAGUAAGCAAAGGACAUUUGAUCCAAAGUUUCCUGCCUAGUUUCAGUUUCAAUUAUUGCACAUUGAUCUAUGUUGAAUUAAUUACUCUUUCAGCACUCACUGUAGAAUCUAACUGAAUUGGAACCAAAACAGUAGCUAAGAAUCAUCAAACGUUCUCUUGAAGCUGUUGUAUAAUGGCAGACACUACUGUAGAUGUUCAGUGCUGCUAACUGACCUGGAUCUUUCUGCUCUUCCUAUUUUAAUCUGGUGUGUUUUAAAUGUGUGUUUUCUAGAAUCCUACCUACCCACUAAUCAAUAUUAACACCAGUGUGAUGAUACUGUUUAAAAGUCUGUGUGUGCGCGCUUGCUGGUGUUUUUCAAGCCUGUGACUGGAUGAAUGCAACCUACCGCCGAUUCCAGUGCUGAUAAGUCCUUCCUCCAUUUCUCCUCCUGGUUGCUAUGGUUACAGGGCAGCCCUUGCCUCCGCCCACCAGGCCCAGCCUCUCCCCCAGACCCUGAGUGUUCUGGAGAGUACACCUCAGGUCAGGGGCAUGCACACCAUCAUCAGGUACAAUACACACUACACACUGUAUACUGUAACUACUAGCUCUAGAACUACUGUAGAAUGACCCACUACUAGUCAGGUACUGUACUCAUUUAUACAAUGGGUGGAUCUAAUCCUGAAUGCUGAUUGGUUAAAAUCUAUUUCCACAAGUUACCACCGGCUAAAUCUAUGAUGUUAAAAUGCCUAUUUACUCUGUUCCAUCUGACUGCGCAAUCCACUUUCUCAUCAGCCCAGCCAGGCAAUUUAUCAACUUGAUCUCCACUAUAAAAAGCAUCUAGACAUUAUCUCACAUUUCUUUUAGACUAACAUUUCGUUUUUAACAGCGGAGAUUUGCGUAAACCUGGCUGUCUGUCUCUCCGACAUUUGCAACAUUGUUUCAAUAUUUAAAUUCGAUCUCCAGCUGUCACAUAGUAAUGAACGUGUUGGGACGAGACAGAUAGGCAAGCAGCGUUUCUCAGCCAGUCGAAAUCAUGAAUCAGCUGGCAUCAUUUUUAUGGAUAUAUACAAAAAAAGGUACAUUGAAUGAAACGAAGUGCAGCUAGUUUGCAGUCUUUCCAGCUUCAGUUUGAAGUGAUUGUGUUACUGUAGCUGUGUUGUUGGCUAGCUCCUCUGAACAACAGUGUCCUGAUGAGUGAGCACAUUUUCUAUGCCAGGCGAAAUCGAGCCUCAUUAGCUCAUUGUUAUGGAUGUAUCCAAAUAAAUGUCUGUAGAAAACAGCUUAAACAAAUGCAAAUGAGGCUACUUUGCUGUUAUUCUGGCUGCACUUUUUGACGUGACUGUAAGUUAGCCGUAGUUGGCUAGCUAGCAAGCAAGGGAUAAGAACAUUGCCAGCUAGUAUGGCAAUGGAACAUUUAGAACAAACGACUUGGUCGCGUCCAUAGAUACAGAACAAAAAGACUGAACGACUGGGUUGCGUCUCUAGCAAGCGAACUGAUAGAACGAACGGGCUUGGGUAGCAACCCUAGAUUUGUGUCUGGACUAUAUCUUGUAGAAGGAUGAAAUAGUAUGAAUAAAUGCAUCAAAAUAAAUAUUUUAAUGAAAAUAUGUCAAUCAUUAUUUGAAUAUGUUGGUAACCCGUUGUAUAAAAGUGAUAAUGCCCUUGAAGCCGGUGUUUAGAGGAUAUAUUGGCACGGUUUGCUGGCCCUCGACUUUGUCUUGGGCCUAACAACACCAGUGCCAAUAUAUCCUACAAACACCGGCUUCUUGGGCAUUAUCACUUAAAUGCCCCAGGUCAGUAGCAUGCACACCAUCAUCAGGUACAGUACACCAAAGCCAUAUUUUACGAGAUUUUGGCCAGGUUUUAGAACGGACGCCACGUUAGCGCCUUUAUUCUCAACAUGUUGGUGAUGUAACAAUGCGAGACCGCCUCCGACAACUCCCUAUGAAAUGAGCCGCCGUUAACAAGCAACAUUUUACCAACAUAACAUCUAUCCAAGUCGGUACUGUGUUGUGGUGUCAACAAAUCACAUAUCUGCUUUCACUGCACAUCGUCAUAGGUUUUGAAAACGAUCAGAAAUAAACAGCACAAUGCGGAAGCGUUAAUUACCCCAUAGCUAUGAAGGAGAAAAGGGCGCUCUCAGAACGUUCAGACACAAACCGCAUUGGCCCAACUCUCUAUAUAUAGUAUAUGACUGCAAUACACACUACACACUGUAUAACUACUACCUCUAUAACUCAUGUAUAACUACCCACCACUACUAGUCAGGUACUGUACUAACAUGCCCCAGGUCAGUGGCAUGCCCACCAUCAUAAGAUACCAGUAAUAAUCAAUGGUACUACUCAUUACUGUACUAUUCAAUAUAACGACUCACUGACAUAGUCAGAUAAUAACACAGGCAGGUCAGAGAGAUGCAUAAACAUACUGUAGCAUUCACUUCCACAAUGUGGGUUGAUGUGACUACAUGGUCCAUAGGGUCUAUUUAUAUCUGUCUGACCCCUAACUGUCCUAUCUCCUCUGCCCAGAAACAAAGAGACGAGCAGGGAUGAAUUCAUCUUCUACUCCAAGAGGCUGAUGCGUCUGCUGAUUGAAAGAGCUCUCUCCUUCCUCCCCUCACAGGUAUGUGUGCGAGAGAGAGAGAGAGAGAGCGAGCUCUGGCAACCUUGUUCUACAGUACCUAAAUGUUCAUACCAUUAAGCAUAUUGGAAUUUAGAUUGAUUUAGAGAGAGAUUGAAAGAUUGAGGGAGAAAAAUGUAAUAACUGAAAAACAGAGAGUUAGAAAGAUGGAAACAGAGUGUAAGAGAUGGAAAGACAGCAUGAGAGGUCAAGAUUGAGAGAUGGUGAGAGAGAGAGAAAAAGAAGAGAGAGAGAGCAGAAGAGAGAGACUGGUCUCUGGAGCAUGGAAACUGUCAAUCCACCGCAGUGGAAAGUUCUCACAAACCAAAAAGAAACACACAUACAGCAACUGCACAAACACACCAGCUAACUUAAAUCGCACAGCAACUACAGUGUGCUAAAGUAGGGUGUGUAUGUACCACCUACUAGAGCUAUAGGUGUUGGAGUAAAUAAGUGUUUUGUUGACUGAGUUGACCACUGACCAUCAAUCUGAUGUAGUUUAUUGUGGCCAACUGAAAACGCACCAUGGGUUUGUUGUCUUCAGAUCUUUACACACACCUCUGAGCUCAUCCUCCCCUCUCUCUCUCUCUCUCUCUUUCCACAGAGCCAUAAAGUUCAGACACCGCAGGGAGAGGACUAUGAAGGCAGAACUUUCCACGGGAAGAGGGUUAGUUCAGCUUUCUUUAUUUCUCUUCCUGUCUGUCUGUCUGUCUGUCUGUCUAUCCAUCUCUCUCUCUCGAACUUUCUCCUACUCAUUCACUUGUUUCCAGUUCAGUCAUCUAGUGCCCUCUGAUCAGAAAAUACUAUCUCUUUGUAAUUUAAAUGAGCUCUCUAUAACCAGGUUUCCAUCCAACCGUUUUAUGCGAGUAAAGUACGUCGGAUAAAAAAAAUGUCAUGACAGGCCAAAUGUCGACACAACAAAAUACGCUAGACUAUGUGAGAAAUGUCGAUGGAAACGCUUUUAUGUGCAAAUAUUGAUAUAAUAACAAUCAAAUCGAAGUAAACUUGGUGUCACGCGAUGACAUGUCGUGUGGUCCUCCUACUACAACUCGUUGGGAAAGCACGCAGUUUAUUAGGCUACAGAUGAAAUAAGUUAUGAACUUCACAGGGUGGUUCAAGUGCAAGGUGAUGAGCUUGAUGCUCCUUUCCAAUAAAUAUCGAUGGUCUUAUUCUGGUGACAUGAUCAUCAAUGCUUGGCUGCUGUUUGACAAGUACAAAUAAUCUUGCUCUUUUGUCCGUAAUCUCAUAAUGUAGGCUAUACAGUACGCGUGUUUUAGCCAACAGCGAGCAGAUACCUGCAUGCUGUUGGCUAGAGCGCAUGUGCCAAUAUCGGAGUAGGCACACUCGCCAUGUAACGCAAAACUAAUUGUGAGAAAACCAUCAGUAGAGUUGAAAAUGCGAUGGAAUUUAACUUGUAUUUUUUAUUCGGUACAUGGGAAUUUAAUAGCAAAAUAUAUAUUUUUAUGUGCACUACGUCACUCACAGCCUUUUAUCUGCAAUAAGUCCAUUUGAUGGAAACACAUCUCUGGUGUGAAAAUGCGCAUAUUUUUUUUUAUGCAGAUUUUUGAAUAUUCACAUGAAAAUCUGUCGCCAAUUGGAUGGAAACCUAGCUUUUGAUAACAUCUUUAAUCUAUUAUUAGAUGUGAACUCAAUCCUGUGUAUUUGUCAGCCAGUGUUGUCAUAAUGAACAGUAUAGUAUUGCUAUCUUGUACAUGUUCUUGUUCUUAAAUGUAUUUACUGUACUCAGUUGUCAGUCAGUGUGUUAAUCCAUCUCUCCUGGUUUUCCGUAGAUCACAGGAGUGUCCAUCCUUCGAGCGGGAGAGACCAUGGAGCCAGCUCUCCGAGCGGUGUGUAAAGAUGUCCGCAUCGGGAAGAUCCUCAUCCAGACCAAUCAGGACACAGGAGAACCAGAGGUAUGGAUCUGAAAAACACACAUGCCUUGAGUAGGACCAUGGGACCUGGUCAGAAUAAAUUCUGGGCCAUAGUUAUAGCCCUGUUGUCUGUCCUUCCUCCCCUCUUUCCUCCCUGUCCCUCCCUCUCAGCUGCACUACCUGCGUCUGCCUAAGGACAUUGGUGAGGACCAUGUGAUUCUGAUGGACUGCACCGUGUCCACAGGAGCUGCUGCCAUGAUGGCCGUACGAGUCCUCCUGGUGGGUGAACACAUUAGGGUUACACUUUAUUUUACUCUGUGCUAUUUACAGGUAUUUACUGUCAUAGCACAAUGGUAAUUAUGUCAUAAUUAAGGUGACAUCUUUCUCUGUCACCCUGUCUGUCUUGUCCUGUCCAGGAUCAUGAUGUCCAGGAGGAUAAGAUCUUGCUGGUGUCUCUGCUGAUGGCUGAGAUGGGGGUUCAUUCUGUGGCCUACGCCUUCCCUAAGGUCCAAAUCAUCACCACCGCCGUCGACAAGAAGGUCAACAACCUUUUCCACAUCAUCCCCGGCAUAGGUGAGAGACAUUGUUUGUGUGUACGCACGCACGCCUGUCUGUGCUCUGCUUCAAACUCUAAUCUAUGCUGUUGUCUUGUCCCAAGGAAAUUUCGGUGACCGGUACUUUGGUACAGACGCACCCCCAGACUGGAGCGAUGAGGAGAUGGAUGAGCCCAGACAGACCCAUUUGAAGUGGACAUUUGAAUGAUUCAGUGGUGUGCCCUUUGGAGGACAAUUCAGGAAUGUGCUCUUCGCCCCACUGGGCAGCUACGUGCACCCCCUCAUUUUGGGGACCCAAGAGAUUCAACCACAAAGACCAGGG